Molecule: messenger RNA, 384 nt
Organism: Microthlaspi erraticum
Lineage: Eukaryota; Viridiplantae; Streptophyta; Magnoliopsida; Brassicales; Brassicaceae
Source: the annotation of a GenBank genome assembly
AUGGCCAAAGGAGGAGACAAACUGAUGAAGCUGAAAUCAGUUUUGAAGAAGCUCAAUUCAUUCAACACCAAGCCCAACCAGCCACCAGCUCCGGCCAAUCACGUCCGGUCCUCCUCUGUGAGUGCAUUUCCUUCCGAAGAACUUCACACCGUUUACGUCGGCCGAACACGGCGGCCGUACCAUGUGAGCUCGGACGUCGUGAACCACCCGCUCUUCCAGCAGCUAGCGGCGGUGGAUGGUGGAUGCGGCGGUGAUGACGGUUCGAUCGCUGUCUCGUGUGAGGUUGUCUUGUUUGAGCAUUUGCUUUGGAUGCUUGAGAACGCCGACGCCGACGAGUCACGUCCUGAGUCGGUCCACGAACUCGUCGAGUUCUACGCCUGUUAA